Messenger RNA from Eruca vesicaria subsp. sativa (arugula), 1450 nucleotides. Lineage: Eukaryota; Viridiplantae; Streptophyta; Magnoliopsida; Brassicales; Brassicaceae. The record is from the annotation of a GenBank genome assembly.
CUCCUCUUUACAGUCUCUUGACUCUCCGGCCCUAGCUAACUAGCUAUGAUGAUAUUUAUUAUUUUCACCAUCCUAAUCUCUUCAAGCCUGAGCCCUGUUUCAAGUAAAUCAGCACCCACCUCCCCCCAAAAUCCUAUCAAGGAAAAUCCCCACCUACCAAAACAAAACAACAAACAGAAGCCACCUCUACAAAGUGAUGAUUUGAACUUAAGCUCAUCUUUGUCCCCUCCCCAGAGUGAAGCAAGUGCGCCGGUCGAUUCCAACCUCGAUCUUCAUCCUUCCUAUCUCUCAUCGGCGGGCACUUUUUCACUUCCACCGGGUGAUCAGAAUGAAGUUACGGCCUUUUCUAGCCACGUAGCUCAGGGAGAAGACGACAGCAGCAGCGUCGUUGAUCCGGCGAGUAAGCCCCCACCACCGACGGCUACAAAGUCCACACGUCGAACCUCGUCGUUAUCUUCUCGAGAGACGGAUACCUCUGAACAGGGCAAUCCUCCCCUCAACUCUGUACGACCUCAUCCGUCGUUCUCUUCUCCUCAAGGACGACGCAACAUGCCGUCCAAGCAUCGAAAGGGAAAGGAGCCGAUGGGCAUUCAGUCUUCUACUAGUCGUCAGCUAACAAAUCCAUCUCCGGUUCCGGUGGGGACACCAUCCUCACCGCUUAAUCCGUAUACUAAGAUUACCACGACUGGUGGUACGUCUUCGUGCUCGAUUCAACCUCACCAAUCUCCACAUCCGUCCUUCUCUUCUCCUCAAGGACGACACAAACAUCGAAAGGGGAAGGAGCCCAUCUGCGCACAUUCUUCUACUAGUCGUCAGCUAACAACUCCAUCUCCCGUGAGGACAUCUCAACAACCUCAACACUCUCCUGCACAUCCGCUUAUUCAGGGCCAUCGAAUCCGACACCAAACUCGAGCCUCACUUCUGCCUCUUACUGCUUUCACUGAUGGCAGCCGUGAUCCGAAUGAUACUCACAGGAUCGAUGAUCUAAGUAAAUGCAUUUUAAACUAUUUUUUAAUGGCAGGCUUGAGCACCACAGGCGCGUGGGCUCAACAACCGGCGCUUAGUACAAGCAUAUACGUGCAGUGUGUCUUGAAUCAAUUAGCUAUCUCCACUCUUCUACUUGCACACAUCGUUGUUCUCGACAAAAACCAAGAAAUGGCUCUCAUCAUGGUCCGUCUCUCCUUUGCUCUUGUCCUGACCUCAGGCUACCUGUCUGCCAUGCCAAUGCUAGCUCCAUACCUGGCUAUUAUUAUGCUCAUCGUUGUUGCUAUAGCCUGCUUAAUUGCUCAUGUUUUUAGCGACUAGCAACUUUACUUUCUUCCCCCGUUUUUAUUUGCUUUUUAGUUUUGUUUACACCUGUCUGUUUUUUCUUUUUUCUUUUUUUUUUAAUUAUAUGAUUAUAUAUGUGAUAUCACCUGAAGGUGAUAUAUUUCGUCAAGAUCGUGGUACC